GUCGAAUAGAAGAAGCAAAUGUCAAAAAAAUUUUUGGACGUGUUUUGUACAUGUGGUGAAUUUUAUUUAGUUCUCUUAUAGCAGUUUGUUGAGAAAUAUUUAUUUUUAAACAAAGUAUACACCUAUGAGAAUAUAUACAGAAAUUCUAGAUCUAAACAGUAAUAUUAAUAGAAGUAAAAUAUGGGUAAAUCUAAGAAAAUUAAGAAAGGAGCAGGUGAAGAAAGCGAUUCCGACGUAGAAAAUAGUACCAACGACUUAAUCGAAAAACCUCAAACUAAAAAUUUCAAGUCAGCCAAACCUCAUUCUGUAAAGGAAACCAAACAAGAUGAUAAAAAAACGAAAAGUAAAAAAGCCAAGGAAGAUUCCGAUGAAUCCGAACCAGAUAUAAUUUCUAACGUUAAAACAUCUUUUGCCCUCUUACAAGUAGAUGAUGGAGAUUCCGAUAAUGAUGCGCAACCGAUUGAUGAUGAAGAAAGUGAUACUGAAUCUAAACCGACUAAAAAAGAUAGCAAAAAGAAACCUAGUGAUGAAAAUAGGAGUGCUAAAGAGGGCGGUAAAAAAGGGAAAAGGAAAGGUAAAAAACGCGAUGACAGCGAUGAUGAAAUAGAAAAGGUAUUAGCGGAACUGGAAAUGGAAUACUCCGGCGGUGCAACAAUCCAGAAAGAUUCCAACGAAGACCAGCAACCCGAAAGCAAGAAGGAAAAAACUAAAGCUAAGAAAGAAGAAAAAGAAACCGACGAAGUAGAAUCCUCGGGCACCGUGAAAACGGCCGCUCAAAAAAAGAAAGAAAAAAAGGAACGCGAAAAACAGAAAAAAAUGGCUUCGAAGAAACAAGACGGAGUCAAAGAAGAACCCUCCGAGCCCCUUGUUGAUCGCAAAUCUAGCGAAGAUGCUCCGAUAACUGAAGAAAAAGACGAUAACGACCAAGAAGCUGAGAAAAAAGGCAAGAAAAACAAGAAAAAGAAAGGCGGAAAAGAGGAAGAAGAAGUAAAAGAAAAAGAAAAAGAUCCCAAAAAAGGGCCUGGUAAAAAGACCAUCGCUGCAAUGCAAGAAGCCCUUAAGAAACUAAAGGAAGAAGAGGAACAGCAAAGAAAGGAGGCUGAGGAGAGGCUCAAAAGAGAGGAGGAGGCUGAGAACGCCAGGCUAGAGGCGAUUCGAUUAGAAAAGGAGAAAAAAGAGAAGAAGAAGCAAAAGGAGAAGGAACGCAAAGAACGAUUAAAAGCCGAAGGGAAACUUUUGACUGCCAAACAGAAGGCCGAUAGAGCGAGGGCGCAAGCUAUGAUAGAUAAUUUAAAAGCUCAAGGAGUGGAAUUGCCGGAUGUAGGUGAACGUAAACCUCGUCCGGGUACCAGGAUUAGGCCGAGUAAACAGAAAAAGGACCAAGCGCCUGUCGAGAAAAGUACAUCGGAAGAACCUCGACCCGAAAUACAAGAACCCGCUAAAGAAGAGACAAACGAGCCUGAUGUCCAAGAAACGCCUAAAGAAGAAGAAGAAGUAGAGGCGGAAGACGUCAAAGAUGCUUGGGAUGCUUCUUCGUCCGACGAAGGAGAAGAUUCGCAAGAAACGUCAGUGGAUACCGCUCUGUCUGAAGCUAACAUUGAUGCAUCGAAAGAAAGGAAAGCUCAAGCAGCAUCUGGAAAAGGAGAUGAAGAUGAAGAUGAAACGAGUUCGGAAGAGGACGAUAGCGAGAGUGAUGAAAGCGAUACUGAAUCCGAGAACGAUGAUGAUAGAACUGCAGCAGAAAAGGCUCGUGAUAAAGCUAUAGAAAGAAUUAAGCUGAGGAAAGAAAACGCAGAGAAAAACAAAUCGCCGGAUAAUCUAAGAGCUGCUAUCGUUUGCGUCCUCGGUCACGUAGAUACCGGGAAAACGAAGAUUCUCGAUAAAUUGCGACGGACUAACGUGCAAGAUGGCGAAGCCGGCGGUAUUACGCAACAGAUCGGCGCUACAAAUGUUCCUAUCGACGCCAUCAGAGAACAAAUCAAGAUAGUCAAGGGGGCGAAUGAAAUAGAUCUAAAAAUACCGGGCCUUCUGAUUAUCGAUACUCCUGGUCACGAAUCUUUCUCGAAUCUUCGAAGUCGAGGUUCUUCCUUAUGCGAUAUCGCCAUCUUAGUCGUCGAUAUCAUGCACGGUUUGGAGCCCCAAACGCUGGAAUCGAUAAAUUUACUUAAAACCAAGAAAACGCCGUUCAUCGUGGCGUUGAAUAAAAUCGAUAGGCUCUACGAUUGGCAGACGAUAAGCAGGAAGGACGUUAGGGAUAUUUUGAAGGCGCAAGCGCAAAAUACACAGUUGGAAUUCGAACAGCGAACCAAGGAGGUCAUCGUGCAAUUUGCCGAGCAAGGUUUAAACGCCGCCUUGUUCUACGAGAAUCCGGACAUGCGCAGCUACGUUUCGUUGGUACCGACGAGCGCGAUCACCGGCGAAGGGAUGGGCAAUCUUUUGGCCCUCAUCGUCGAAUUUUGCCAAAGCAAAUUGACCAAACGUCUGAUGUACUCCGACGAAUUGCAAGCCACCGUGUUGGAAGUCAAAGCCAUUCCCGGCCUGGGCACCACCAUCGAUGUCAUUCUAGUUAACGGUACUCUAAGAGAGGGCGAUACCAUGUUGUGUGCCGGAACCGAUGGGCCCAUCGUGACCCAGAUUAGGUCUUUAUUGAUGCCGCAACCGAUGAAAGAGUUGCGCGUUAAGAACGCUUACAUAGAAUACAAGGAAAUAAAAGCAGCGCAAGGAGUCAAAAUAGCCGCUAAGGAAUUAGAAAAAGCUAUAGCCGGUUUGAAUUUGUACAUUGCCAAUAAGCCGGACGAAGUUGAAAUUAUCACAGAAGAAGUGUCGAAAGAACUGAAAUCGGCCCUUUCGAAAAUUAAACUAGCCGAUCGAGGAGUUUACGUUCAAGCAUCGACAUUGGGUUCUUUGGAGGCUCUAUUGGAAUUUUUGAGAACCAGUAAGAUACCGUAUUCUGGAAUCAGAAUUGGUCCGGUCGUUAAGAAAGACGUCAUGAAGGCCUCUAUCAUGCUAGAACACGAAAGCCAAUACGCAACGAUCUUAGCCUUCGACGUGAAAAUAGAACGCGACGCCCAAGAACUGGCGGACAGUUUGGGCGUACGGAUCUUCCAAGCGGACAUAAUUUACCAUCUUUUCGACAAAUUCACGGCGUACAGGGAGGAGCUGAAGCAGAGGAAACGCGAGGAAUUCAAACACGUCGCCGUGUUUCCCUGCAAACUUAAGAUACUGCCACAGUUCGUGUUCAAUUCGCGCGAUCCCAUCGUCGUCGGCGUGAUAAUCGAGGCGGGAAUCGUAAAAGAAGGAACUCCUAUUUGUGUUCCCAGUAAAGAGUUCGUGGAUCUCGGCGUCGUUACUAGCAUAGAAAGUAACCACAAAAAUAUCGAUAGCGCCCGCAAAGGAAUGGAGGUUUGCAUAAAAAUCGAACCGGUGCCCGGCGAAUCGCCCAAGAUGUUCGGUAGGCAUUUCGAUGAAACGGAUUUCCUCAUCAGCAAGAUAUCCCGACAAUCCAUAGACGCUUGCAAGGAUUACUUUAGAGACGACUUGCAAAAAACCGACUGGGCGCUGAUGGUCGAACUGAAGAAAUUAUUUCAAAUUUUGUAAAGUUUGAAAAUGUCCAACGGAUUCAAUCACUUUUACCGUCGUUUACUGCGUACGUGUGGUCCUUUUUUUAUCAAUUGACAGUAUUUACAAAACAAAUUUCUGUCCGAGCAACAAUACGAAUACUUUAUAGGUUAAUGCGUUUUAUUUUUUGGGAUCUUUCUGUCAUGGUAACUAAUAGGAUUAUUGGCUGGAACCAUACAUAAUGUUUGAA
Phyllotreta striolata is the source of this 3808-nucleotide messenger RNA. The record is from the annotation of a GenBank genome assembly. Lineage: Eukaryota; Metazoa; Arthropoda; Insecta; Coleoptera; Chrysomelidae.